Molecule: messenger RNA, 1080 nt
Organism: Perkinsus marinus ATCC 50983
Lineage: Eukaryota; Perkinsozoa; Perkinsida; Perkinsidae
Product: Histidinol-phosphate aminotransferase, putative
Exons: 8
Coding region: 1-1080 (359 amino acids)
Biological process (GO): biosynthetic process
Molecular function (GO): pyridoxal phosphate binding
Source: RefSeq, a predicted model, not a curated record
AUGCUGAUCCGCAGCGUCGGUCGUUUUUCCCCUUCCCGAGGUGUUCGCCCGGUCGCUCCAUUAUCCCACGUGAAGGUGUACGCGCCUCCAGACAGUCUCAACCAAGUUUUGAGGGAUAGCAAGGACCUCAAAAAUGCGCUAAAAUUGGAUUAUAACGAAGCGACCAUUCCUCCACCAAGAGCGAUCACUGACAAGCUCGUGAGCUUUCUGCACUCACAGGAUGGCCGUUUGACUUUGCCGUGGUACCCUCAUCUUUUUGGUGAAGCGUGUCUGGAUGGGAUCACUGAGCAUGUGAAAUUGGAUAAGAAACAUAUAUUGGUUAACAACGGCAGUGAUGAUGCACUUCGCUUGAUAAUGGACACCUUUCUGGCCCCUGGGGACAAGGCGUUGGUUCCUCAGCCGAGUUACCCGCAAGUUGGAAUUUUCAUAGAGGGGUGUCACGCCCAGCAUGUGAAGAUGGAGCUGAAGGACCCAUUUUGCAAUGAUGAAAGUGAACUGAGAGAAAAAAUUGCCGAAGUUGAUCCUAAAGUGAUUUAUUUGAUAUCCCCGAAUAACCCUACAGAUGAGGCUUAUCAUGAAUUCGCAAAGUUACCGACUUCAGCCCACCUCGUUAGAGAGUUGCCGAAUCUAGUGGUUACCAGAACAUUUUCGAAGUGUUUUGGGUUAGCAGCGUUACGUAUUGGAUUUCUGAUGGCGCAUGAGGAUACUAUUAAAGAAAUGAAGAAAUUGUAUAACACCAAGUCGGUGAAUAUGCUGGCGCAACUGGCUGCUUGUGAGGCUCUCAAGAAUCGUCCUUUUUACAUGCGCUAUGCGGCUGAGGUUUGCAAUGCUCGCGAUUGGCUGGUGAAAGAUCUCAAAUCGGCUGGAUUGGAAGCGAGGGCUGGCGGGGGCAACUUUUUGUGUGUGAAGAUGCCUCCAGGAGUGUCACCAGUUGAGGUGGUAGAGCGCAUGACCAAGAGGGAUAUUUUUCUGAGGUCAGAUAUCCACGGUAGAUUUCCGGGAUUUAUUCGCAUUACUGCUGGGACUAUGGAACAGAUGAGGAGGGUUGCCGCUGAGCUUAAGGCUGAGCUUGGCUUGUGA